Molecule: messenger RNA, 2034 nt
Organism: Musca domestica (house fly)
Lineage: Eukaryota; Metazoa; Arthropoda; Insecta; Diptera; Muscidae
Product: peptidylprolyl isomerase domain and WD repeat-containing protein 1
Exons: 10
Coding region: 79-1959 (626 amino acids)
Biological process (GO): protein peptidyl-prolyl isomerization
Molecular function (GO): peptidyl-prolyl cis-trans isomerase activity; protein binding
Source: RefSeq, a predicted model, not a curated record
UGGAUCCCUUAACCUAGAGUUGCCGAGUUAUUCUAUGAUAAAAGAGUUUUUAGUUGGAAAACCUUUCCCAAGACAACAAUGAGUGACAACGACGAAAAAUCAACCAGGAAACGCAAUGCAGAUCCAGAUGAGAAUGAAGAAGAGGACAGCAAUGAUGGAUGGAUUGGACCAAUGCCAACCGAACAAUCGGCUGCUUCCAAGCCCAAAAAGAAGAAAGUUUUGCCCUACGAAAAGGUCUAUUUAGAAAAUUUACCAGAUGCUGAUUGCUAUGAAAAGAGUUAUAUGCAUCGGGAUGUCAUAACACAUUUGGUGGUCACCAAAACAGAUUUCCUUAUAACCGGCAGUUUAGAUGGUCACAUUAAAUUUUGGAAGAAAAUGGAAGAGGGUAUUGAGUUUGUGAAACAUUUUCGCAGUCAUUUGAUGCCCAUACAUUCGUUGACCACAAAUGCUGCCGGUACAUUGUUGUGCUCCGCCUCAGCUGAUAAAUGUGCCAAAAUAUUUGAUGUCAUUAAUUUCGAUAUGAUAAAUAUUAUUAAAUUGGGCUUUACACCGGGUACCACCUGUUGGAUCCAUUCACCAGGUGAUGCUGUUCAAAGUUUGGCUGUAUCGGAUAAAGAUUCUAAUAAAAUCCACAUUUAUGAUGGCCAAGGAAAUGGUGAAAUAUUACAUACCUUGGAUACUUUACAUUCAGCUCCGGUUUUGUCGAUAUGCUAUAAUGUGCCAAUGGACACUGCCAUUUCAGUAGAUCGUAAUGGUAUUCUGGAAUAUUGGCAAAAUUCUAAAUUUGAUUAUAAAUUUCCAAAACAUGUUAAUUUUGAUUCAAAAUUGGAUACUGAUCUUUUUGAAUUUGUUAAAUGCAAAACAAUUGUCACCGGCCUGGCUGUUUCGAAUGAUGGCAAACGAUUUGCUUCCAUUUCUACGGAUCGCAAGGUCAGGGUUUUUAAAUUUCAAACGGGAAAAUUGGUACGAGUUUUUGAUGAAGCAUUAGCCACCUACACUCAAAUGCAGCAGACACCACAUGCUUUGCCGAAUAUGGAAUUUGGUAGAAGAAUGGCAGCUGAACGUGAUCUGGAAAAGUCCGAUUUUAAUAUGAGCAAUAAUAUUAUAUUCGAUGUGACGGGCCACUUCUUAUUGUACCCCACAGUAAUUGGCAUAAAAGUUAUAAAUAUCGAAACAAAUCGUUGUGUCAACAUACUGGGUAAAACGGACAAUAUUAGACCUCUGCACAUAGCAUUGUUCCAGGGCAAGGGCAAGAAAAGUAAAGCGGCCAUAACAUUGGAACAGGAAGCUAGUGAAAAUCCUGCCUUACAAUCAACCACAAAUGAUCCUACAUUAUUUUGUACGGCCUACAAAAAACAACGUUUCUAUUUAUAUAGCAGACGUUUGCCAUCCGAUCUACAAGAUGUAGAUCGUGAUGUUUUCAAUGAGAAGCCAACGAAAGAAGAUAUCAUUGCCGUACCCGAAGGACAAGGCGUGCAAAGGAUGUAUGAGAAUGUCACAAUUCACACAACAAUGGGUGAUAUACACAUGAAAAUGUUCUACAAGGAAUGUCCCAAAACUGUGGAGAAUUUCUGUGUACAUGCCAAGAAUGGUUAUUAUAAUGGUCACAUAUUCCAUCGUGUCAUUAAGGGUUUCAUGAUCCAAACAGGUGAUCCCACAGGUACUGGUACCGGUGGUAAAUCAAUAUGGGGUAAUGAUUUCAAAGAUGAAUUUGUACCCACUUUGAAACAUGAUCGCCCCUAUACUGUUAGCAUGGCAAAUGCUGGACCCAAUACAAAUGGCAGUCAAUUCUUUAUAACCGUUUUGCCAACGCCCUGGCUCGACAAUAAACACACGGUCUUCGGUAGAGUUUAUAAAGGCAUGGAAGUCGUACAAAACAUUUGCAAUGCAAAAACAAAUCCCAAAACGGACAAACCCUAUGAUGAUAUUAAAAUUAUUUCAAUACAUUUAAGUAAUUAAGUAAAACAUUUUUUUAAGUAGAGAAAUCAAGAAGAAUAACAGGAAAAAUGUAAAACAUCAAAAUUUAAAAAGCAC